UCUUCUUCUCGUUUUCAACCUCUGAAUCUCAGAUACGAAAUGUAUGCUUUGCCAAGGUUUUAGGGUUUCUUUUGUGCUUCGAUGCAACCUGUUAAUGUUUGAUUUGCUGCAUUUUUCCUUUGUAGUGACAUUGUGCUUCUUCUGUGUUGCAAGAAGCUUUUUGGCCUUCUGAACUUUUGGGAUGUAAGGAUUAAGGGACGGAGCCGAACAUUCUCUUGACAUUAAAGUCACUGGAGCGAUCGAAACAAUCUCAGGUUAGCUAAGGAGUUUCAAGCGUUCGAUGAAACCUAGUCAAGUCUUCAAUCCUAGCUUCUUCUUCUCCAAGGCAGGGUUUAGGGAUUAGAGGAUGAAAAUUGGAAGCUAUACUCCCAACUUGCAAAGCCAACAAGUUUAGGUCGCGAGCCCUCUUACUGCGGAGAGAACGGCGAAUGGCCUACUUCGAUCUCCUGUUGCAGAAGUGUUCUUCCUUCUCGCAAAUCAAGCAACUCCAAGCAAACCUCAUCACCAAUGGCCAUUUUCACUUCUCUUCCUCUCGCACCAAGCUUCUCGAGCUCUGCGCCAUCUCCCCCUUCGGCGACCUUUCUCAUGCCCUCCAUGUUUUCCGCCAUAUCCACUCCCCUUCCACCAAGGAUUGGAACGCCGUCAUUCGCGGCACCGCCUUGAGCUCCAAUCCCUCAAAUGCCAUUUUCUGGUACAGAACCAUGACCGCGUCAAAUGGGCCUCAUAGAGUCGACGCUCUCACCUGCUCCUUUGCCCUCAAAGCUUGUGCGCGUGCGUUGGCUCGUUCUGAAGUGAUGCAAUUGCAUUCACAGGUUUUGCGAUUUGGGUUCGAUGCUGAUGUUCUCCUGCAGACUACAUUGCUUGAUGCGUACGCAAAAGUUGAGGAUCUUGAUCAGGCCCAGAAGGUGUUCGACGAAAUGCCAGAACCAGAUAUCGCCUCGUGGAAUUCUCUGAUUGCUGGGUUUGCUCAGGGGGGUCGACCAAGCGAUGCUAUAGAUUUGUUUAAGAGAAUGAAGGAGGAUGGGAAUUUGAGGCCCAAUGAAGUAACCGUUCAAGGUGCUCUCUCGGCGUGUUCCCAAUUGGGUACUUUAAAAGAAGGUGAGAAUGUUCACAAAUACAUAGCAGAGGAGAAUUUAGACACAGUUGUGCAGGUUUGUAAUGUUGUUAUUGAUAUGUAUGCUAAAUGUGGAUCUGUGGAUAAAGCUUAUUGGGUGUUUGAGAAUAUGAGAUGUGAGAAAAGUUUAAUCACAUGGAAUACAAUGAUAAUGGCAUUUGCAAUGCAUGGUGAUGGACACAAAGCGUUAGAUCUUUUUGAAAAGUUGGGUCGAUCUGGUAUAUAUCCUGAUGCAAUAUCAUAUCUAGCGGUGCUAUGCGCCUGUAACCACGCAGGGCUCAUAGAGGAAGGACUUAAGCUCUUCAAUUCAAUGGUGCAAAGGGGUGUGGCGCCAAAUAUAAAGCAUUACGGAGUAGUGGUCGAUUUGUUGGGUCGAGCUGGGCGUCUGAAAGAAGCUUAUGACAUUGUAAGUUCAAUGCCUUUUCCUAAUAUGGUUCUGUGGCAGACUUUGCUUGGUGCUUGCAGGACUUAUGGGGAUGUAAAAAUGGCAGAGAUGGCAUCUAGGAAGCUAGUAGAGAUGGGCUUUAUUAGCUGUGGUGAUUUUGUUUUGUUGUCGAAUGUGUAUGCUGCUCGUCGGAGAUGGGAUGACGUUGGGCGAGUUAGGGAUGCCAUGAGAAGAAGGGAUGUGAAGAAGACGCCUGGAUUCAGUUACAUAGAAGUGAAAGGUAAUAUGCACAAAUUUCUAUAUGGCGAUCGAAGCCAUUCGAGUUGCCGUGAAAUUUAUGCAAAGCUUGAUGAGAUCAUGUUUAGGAUCAAAGCCAUUGGAUAUACAGCUGAAACUGGUAAUGUAUUGCAUGAUAUUGAGGAGGAGGACAAGGAGAACGUGCUGUGUUAUCAUAGUGAGAAGCUUGCUGUAGCCUUUGGAUUAUCUUGUACUGAAGAAGGGACCCCAAUCCAAGUGAUUAAGAAUUUAAGGAUUUGUGGGGAUUGUCAUGUUGUGAUUAAGCUAAUAUCAAAGAGUUAUAAUCGAGAAAUUUUUGUAAGGGACCGAACUCGAUUUCACCGGUUUAAAGAUGGUUUGUGUUCUUGCAAAGAUUAUUGGUGAUACUUAUUGGCGCAAAGGUUCUAAAAUAGAGACGUUUUCUUGGUAAAAGUCCUGUAUCUCACCGAUCAUGAGUUGGCUUAGAAUAAGCGUCGGGAAUGAGUUCAAUUCGAGGUGAACACCUACUUAGGAUUUAAUGUCCUAUGAGGAUCAAACCGUUGUUCUGUGAGAUUAGUUGAGGUACAUGACUUUGAACGGAUAUGAUAUUCAAAAAGAAAAUAAUGCCCAUAUGGCAAGUGUAGGAAUUAUUUAGAUAUUUCGUUGAUUCAAGGUCUAAGAGGCAUGGGGCGUGUCGAGACCGAGGAAGAAGGCAGCUGUGGAUAAUGGAACAUAGGAGUCGAUACUGAGGAAGAAGGCAGCUGUGGAUAAUGGAAUAUAGGAGUCGAUACCGAGGAAGAAGGCAGCUGUGGAUAAUGGAACAUAGGAGUCGAUACCCAGGAAGAAGGCAGCUGUGAAUAAUGGAACAUAGGAGUCGAGACCAGCAGCUGUGCAUAACGGAACAUAGGAGUCGAGACCAGCAGCUGUGCAUAACGGAACAUAGGAGUCGAGACCGAGGAAGAAGGCGGCUGCGAAUAACGGAACAUAGGAGUCGAGACCGAGGAAGAAAGCAGCUGCGAAUAAUGGACAUAGGAGUCGAGACCGAGGAAGAAAGCAGCUGCGUAUAAUGGAGAUAGGAGUCGAGACCGAGGAAGAAAGCAGCUGCGAAUAAUGGACAUAGGAGUCGAGACCGAGGAAGAAAGCAGCUGCGAAUAAUGGACAUAGGAGUCGAGACCGAGGAAGAAAGCAGCUGCGAAUAAUGGACAUAGGAGUCGAGACCGAGGAAGAAAGCAGCUGCGAAUAAUGGACAUAGGAGUCGAGACCGAGGAAGAAAGCAGCUGCGAAUAAUGGACAUAGAACAUAGGAGUCGAGAUCGAGUAAGAACGCAGCUGUGAAUAAUGAAACAUAGAACUUGUAACUUGGAUCAAGCGCUUUUGGUAGAUUCAUACAGAAAACGGCAACGAACAACAACAAUGCGCUGUGAAUCUGGUAAGUCUUUAUUCAUCGCUUACUUCCCUUUUUCCUAUUUAGAAAAAGUAAAAAAAAAUUUACCUUCCUAAUACAGAUACAAAUGUCACUGUUAAAAAGUGAAGUGAAAAUCUACUUGGUAGGAUUC
Messenger RNA from Cucurbita pepo subsp. pepo (vegetable marrow), 3309 nucleotides. Its product is annotated as Tetratricopeptide repeat (TPR)-like superfamily protein. Gene Ontology annotation, biological process: RNA modification. Gene Ontology annotation, molecular function: protein binding; zinc ion binding; RNA binding. NCBI's taxonomy places the organism in Eukaryota, Viridiplantae, Streptophyta, Magnoliopsida, Cucurbitales, Cucurbitaceae. The record is from RefSeq and is a predicted model, not a curated record.